AAAGAUAUACAAGAUAUGGAGACUGCUCUUAAAGAAUUAAUGGAUCAAGCUUCUUGCCGGCUUAAAGAAAUAAAAGGUCUUCAUGAAGAGAGAGUACAUAUAUUGCAGCAGUUAUCUAACUUGCAGAGAAAAUUGAAGAAUGUAGCAUGUAUUUCCUCUUCCCAAGCCUACCUCUUAGUGAGAGAUCAAAUUGAAAAAUCAAAAUCUGAAGUUAUUGAGUAUCAGGCUUCGUAUGAGAAACUUCAGGCUGAGAAGGAUAUUCUUGUCUUAAAGGAAAGGGAAUUCAGUGUUAAAAGUGAUGUCAUUGAUUUCCUUCGAAGAUCUACUGCAAUUGAGAUUCAUUGGUCAGGCUGCUGAGAUAUAGAAAUUGCAAACCAUGGUAUAUUGAGAUGAUUUCUUUGGAGCAAUUCUUGACAACAUUUGUAGUUGAGGCCUUUAGAAUGGAAGAAUGUAUUUCACUAAUUUUUGUAUACAUUUCUUGUUUUGUAUUUAGUGAUAAAGGAAUCUGAAUUGGGCAUAAAUUAUGUUGUAAUAUGAUUUCUUAA
Molecule: messenger RNA, 545 nt
Organism: Humulus lupulus (European hop)
Lineage: Eukaryota; Viridiplantae; Streptophyta; Magnoliopsida; Rosales; Cannabaceae
Product: E3 ubiquitin-protein ligase BRE1-like 1
Exons: 5
Coding region: 16-357 (113 amino acids)
Cellular component (GO): HULC complex; nucleus
Molecular function (GO): ubiquitin protein ligase activity
Source: RefSeq, a predicted model, not a curated record